Molecule: messenger RNA, 2488 nt
Organism: Vitrella brassicaformis
Lineage: Eukaryota; Vitrellaceae
Source: the annotation of a GenBank genome assembly
GGAGGGACCCUGAGCAUCGCUAAAGUAGCCGGGGCCUCAGAGAAGGCCUUGGAGUUGUCACACGCAGAAUCAGAUCUACAGCAGCAAUGGAGGACGGUAGACAGGUGAGGCGCAUCACAGCACCGCUUGCAAUGGCGAAUGUACAUUUCACCCGAGGUGUAUGGGUGCAGGUCAAGAGGACUCGUCAUGCGCCGGCUUCGUCUGCGUCUGCUGCUGGUGGUGGUUUUGAGAGUGACGAGGAGCGGCAGCGACGGGAGGAGAGGGAGCGGAACCUUCGGCAACAAAUCACUGACACGGUGAGCCAGCCACCGACGCACUGAGGGCAUACACACUGAUCGACAUCUCUUGCCGUCCGUGUGCUGUGUGGCUGUCCUUCAGGAGGGCCUUCUGAGCUACAUGAUGGCCUUCCUGCCCAUCAACCUGAUGGUGCAGCUGGCCAAGUCCAUCUGGCAGCACGCCGCACCCGACCUCUCGGACGUCCCCAUCAGCUCGGCAACCAAGGAGGAGCGGUCCUUUUGGCAGCACGUCCGUCUCGCCUUCGUCACCCAGCUGGCCGCCCGACUCACCCACCUCACGUCCAUCACCCUCCACCAUCCCAUCGGCUUCUCCUGCUGGUGUUUGGACGUGUUUGUGGCCAUGGUAGAGGGUCACAUCGCCGGCCGACGGGCAGCCGACCUCACCGGAGGGACACUGCAGACCGUCGCCAUCGAAGAGGGGGCUCGGCUGACCGGCCCGGCUGGGCAGAGCGUCGCGAGGACUCACCCACCACUCCCAGCCCCUCUCGACCCGCCCCCGACCCUCCACGCACUCACCACCAUCGCCGUCCUGCAAAACGAUCACCGACAGCUGGCUGACCGAGGCUGGCUGAUGCCCUCGCUUGCCAUCGUGCAGCAGUGCGGGUGUUGGUGGGACGCUGACAGGCUGGGCCAGUUCAUCAGCUCGUCCCGCUCGCUGCGGCGUGUGGUGUAUAGACUUAACGGUGAGGACUGGGCGCGUGUGUUUGAGCGCAUCCCUGCGGCACCGGCUGGGCAGCAGGGGGGGCCACUCGCCCAGCUGGAGAGCAUCGGCACCAUACUUCUCUUCAAUAACUCUCCGGCGGGCGUCGAGCGGCUUCAGGUGUGACCACAAAGGGCAGGACAGCAGCGCCCGUGGAUUGGCUCAUGAUGUCGUUCCUUUAUGUAUGUUGUUGCCUUCAGCAAGUGCUCGUUGCGCGGGGCUGUCAACAGUCACUCAAGCAGUUGCACGUGCAAUUCUGUUUCGUCUUCUGCAUCGACCGCCACAGCUUGCCGAUACUGCUUGCGCUGGACCGACUGGUCGGCACGUGCUGUCGACAGGACGCCCCACUGACAUUCAGGACCACCGCCCAUUGCGGCUUCGACCUCUCCAUCUUCUACAACACCGACUUUCCCUCCCACCCGUCACCCUCAUUCAAGACCAUGCUCCAGCAGCUGGCCCAGCAGGCCACGAGUGUGCAGUACACCUUCACCCAGGACGGCCUCACCGACCCGCACACCGACCCCAGCCCGUCGGCCAUCGAGAUGGCAUCCAGCCUCGCAUUCGACAAGGUCGUGUGGGUGGACGUCGAGAAUGCCAUUGGCUUCCACCCCCCGGCCGACACCCCACCGCCCCACCCCGCCAUCAUCAGCCACCUCAAGCCAUUCCCCAAAGCCUCAGAGCUGAAUGUCUGGAGCGACCUGGGCGGUGCUGCUGGCCAGCUGCUCGCCGCCAAGAUGCCCAAGCAGCUGACGAAGGUGUACAUCUACAAGGUGUUGGGUGCCGAGGAGGUUCGGCGUGUUGACGGCGCUGGGAAGGGAGAGGGAGGUGAAUGCGGUGGGGAUGGGGGACAUCGGUGUCGACCAACUAGAGCAACUGCUGGUGGGGGCGGCCAACGAGUUGCCGACGAUCAGGGAACUUCGUUUCACCAUGACACGUACGCUGAGAGAAGGGUUCAUUAGUGUCCGUCCUCAUUUCUGCCGUGUGUGUGUCCUUCUUCAGUGCCCGAUGAUUUGGAGGAUGCCGGCAGCUUCGUCCACACCCAGCUCUCGUCGGUGACCCCGCACAUGAGGGGCCUGCAGUGUGUGGAGCUGGGAGUCGACACGACGACAGCCGAGCAGCAUGGUUGCAUCGAGGCCUCCCUCGAGGGCACCAACAUCGAUGCCUUCAGCGUCACACGCAUAGUCAUCUCGGCCACACGAGUCACAAUAACUGCGGCGCGCACUGCCUGAGGUGAGGGAACGGCACUCAUUGAUAAGAAGGGCGGCUGAUUUUGUGACCGUGUUCAUGUCUGACCUCUGUCGGUGUUGGUGGUGGGGUCUGUCAGGCAGGCUUCUCUUCUUGGUGUGGGUCAGCGUGUAUGAGUGCUGUGGACCUCGAUCAUCCACAUGUGGCCCUUCGUAGCUAGCUACCCCGGAUUGCCAUUAUAUUCACACGUAUGUGUAUCGGAGUGUGUGUGGUCUAUAGGGAUGGAUGGACGGAUGGAUGUCUUACG